CAAAAGCAGCAUGGCAGUCUUGAUCGUGGGUGGUCUGUUUUCUUGUGUGGUCUUUAGUUUGAGGAUGAUGAUGAUAAUGAAUAAGCCACCAUUUCUGAAGUGUAAAUAUCUGAAACUUGGAAGUUUUUUUAGAAUUUCACAAUUACGGAACUGAAAAUAUUCAACUUGUUGCUUCUUUGCAGUUGAUGCUAUAGCCUACAGAUGCUGCUGUAGGAAAUUGGAUUAUAUAAUAUGGCAUCACGCCAACCGAUCUACGUUUUAGUGGCGUUUAUGCUGCUUGUGUUGAUUCCUCUCAAUUCCUGUUCACCAAGAUUGAAAUCCUCAGAGAAAAAUGGCCAAACAAGUUCCAAGUUCGACGAACCAUCAAAUGGCUUUAGUGCCUUCGGUUUUAUCAAUUCUCCGCGUUUGAAAGAUUCCAGUGCUGCUAAUCGUUUAUUCAUCUCGCAUUCGCCUGAAGACGAUGCAGCUUAUUGUAGAAUUCCGGCAAAAUGCGUACCUUUGAACUACUCACAUUGCAUGGGAACAAGGUUGCCUUACUCCAAAACAUCUCUGGACUUAGUUAAUGGCUUGCGUUCCCAAGAACAAGCUCAGGAGCAGCUUAAUCUCUUGCAGGGUCUUAUCAAUCUGCCAAAGUGCUGGGUAGUAAUUCAGCCAUUUCUCUGUUCUCUUUUCAUGCCAAAGUGUGAUAACAAUGUGGUGGACCUACCAUCGCAGGAAAUGUGCAAAAUGAUCAUGGGUCCUUGCCGCAUUCUAGCUGUAGAUCAUGGUUGGCCGCUCUUUCUUCAGUGUGAUAAUACAACAAAAUUUCCUUCUGGCUGCAAGAAUGAUGUUCGUGAACUGAGAUUCAAUACAUCGGGGAAGUGCAAGGCCCCAAUGGUUCAGACCGAUUACCCAAGUUCUUUCUACGAUGGAAUGGAAGGCUGUGGUGUUCAGUGUGAUAAUCCUCUAUUCACACCAGACGAGAGGUAUCAGAUACACAGAUUCGUGGCGUCGACAGCAACUAUUUCUUUCAUCUUCAACUUAUUUACAGUGGCAACGUUCAUCAUUGAUUGGAAAUCGGCCAACAAAUAUCCUGCACUUGUCAUCUUCUAUAUAAAUGUAUGCUUCAUGAUAGUAAGCCUGGGCUGGUUAGCCCAAUUUCUGCCAGGUGGAAGAGAUGACAUUGUGUGUCGUAAAGAUGGUACGCUGAGAAUUGGAGAACCAAGUGCAGGGGAAAAUUUAUCCUGUGUCAUAGUCUUCGUGUUGGUGUACUAUUUCCUGAUGGCUGGAAUUGUAUGGUUUGUCAUCCUCACCUAUGCCUGGGAUAUCUCGUUUCGUGCGUUAGGUAAAACGCAAGACAAGAUGGACAAGAAAGGAGCCUACUUCCACCUGGUAGCGUGGUCGCUGCCUCUAGUGCUGACGAUCACCACGAUGGCAUCGGGCGAGAUCGAUGGAAACAGUGUUGUUGGCAUUUGCUUCGUUGGCUACAUCAACCAUGCAUUUAGAAUCGGCCUGCUCAUCGUCCCAGCUUCUAUUGCUUACUUCAUUGGAGGUUACUUCAUUUUUAAAGCACUGGCAACGCUAAUUCGAUUGAAGAUUGAGAGUCAAGAGAUCAUCUCUGAACGCGCCAGAGGAAAGAUAAGCGAAACAAUCAUACGAAUGGCCAUUUUCUCCAUACUAAUAUUCAUUGUUGGAAUCACUUCUUUCAUCUGUCAUAUCUAUGAAAUGAAACAUUCUGAUUCAUGGAAGGAGAGCUUCCGUCGAUAUUUAGUAUGUAGACUAGGAGUAAGUGACACGGAAUGUCGCCUGGAAACGCGACCAAGCCUGGCAAUUGUGCAGUUGCAUGUGCUGUCUCUGUUCACUUUGGCAGUGGUCAUGAGCUCCUGGGUGUGGACUGGCUCAACAAUACAGACAUGGAAAAGAUUUAUCAGAAAAUUAACAAAUAAGGAAGUUGAAGAGCCAGUCAAAUUGAAAAAGCAUAAGGUUAUUGCUGAGGCUUAUGCUAAACGAAAAAUUUUAUUCAGGGAUGGGAGGCUGUCAAUUAGCAUCCACAACGCCGAUGAUGAUCCUGUUGGUUUCAAUUUCGAAUUAGACAGCUUGGCGUCAGGAGAGCUGGGCUCAACGUGGGCAGCUGCGUUACCAAAAUUAGUUACCAGGAGAGGAGCUCUCACAGGCGUCACCAACUCAAAUUCCAGCCAGCGGAGAAAUUCAGUCGAUUCUGAAAUUAGUUACAGUGUUUGCAGGGUUUCAGUAGAGUCUCGUCGCCAGUCUGUAGACUCUUCAGUGUCAGUGCAAGUGUCUGAGAUGACGGGUACUCUUCGCAAAGGGGGAGGGGGGCACCGCUCGAGGUACAAGAGGCGCAGGCGGGAGGGGGGACGCAAGACCAGAUCGCGGCAACGAGGCACCCCCAACCCUACGCCCCUCCCCGCCGCAUCAAGGCAUGGCAGCACCACGUCGCAGGAGAGUCAGCUGGGUGCUCAGAUACUGUCGGCAUUAACUGCGAUUGGCAAUCCGUCGUUUGCGACGGUGGAGCCGAACCGGAACCGACGCCCCGCCAACGCCGGCCUGGACGGCAGCUUGUCCAAUCUGACCGGUCAGCUGUUUGCCAGCCUCACGGGUUCCCUGCCUCCCACAAGCGACGAGGAGGAGACCGCUGAAAAGGAACCGCUCAACAUGAGUACUUGACUUAUCAUUUAUUAUUCUGAUUAGCGACCGUGUCUCUCCUAUAAUCACUGAUUUUAUUCACAUUCUUCUAUUGAAAAUGAGAAUACAAUCACUGUACAUUACAAAUGUUCAUUUGUACAUUUGAAUAUGUUUUUAAGUAGAAGUAAUAUUGAAAUACAGUCUUUUUGUUGUGGCUGAAGAGAUACAGUUACUCGAGUGUAUCAGUAAAUAUAAAUAUCUUUUAGAAGAUGCUCAUCGAUUUGUGCAUCCAGAAAUGUUGCCCAGUUGCGUAAUAUUAGGACUCACUUCCCUAAUAUUAAUAUAACAUCAUGGUGGUUUAUGUAUGUCGAUGUAGGCUUGCUAUUGAGCUUACUUGAUGAUUUUUUUUAUAUCUAGACCAAAACAAAAUAGGCGCUGUAAAUACUAUAUUAUAAGUUUUAUACGUUUGUUUUUAAGUUCCUCCUGUAUUAGAUAUUUUUACACUGCAUUAUAUUAUUUAUUAUAAUAGAUCUCGAUAAAAAUGUAGAUAUAUUUCAACUACUCCUAAAAGUAUUAAUGAAUCAGUCAGUUUAUUCUCAUUAUAAAUUAUUAUUAAUUUGUACUUCUUCAAAGGCAAUGAAUGUAACUAUAUUGAUCCAUUGAUCUAGGUAUUUCAUUAUCAUUCCUUUUCAUGAAUCAUCCUUAUGAUUCUUUUCACUUUUUAGUAGAUUCUCAACGGAAUGUUCUAUUGACUAUUCCUUGACUGUUGAAGUAAUUAACUCUUAGCAGACUUUCAUAUGUUUUGGAAAAUAAUUGUCCUGGUUGAUUAGUAUCUAGAGAGAUGAAUUAUUGUCAGUAACAUUCGUACCCUCAUUAUAAUAUGCUAGUCCAUUUUGCAAAAUUUAAUAGGGCUAUGUAAAGUCAUAUUUUGGCAGCUGAGAUAAAUUAGGUAAGACGAAUUAU
Molecule: messenger RNA, 3585 nt
Organism: Nilaparvata lugens (brown planthopper)
Lineage: Eukaryota; Metazoa; Arthropoda; Insecta; Hemiptera; Delphacidae
Gene: smo
Product: protein smoothened
Exons: 14
Coding region: 232-2664 (810 amino acids)
Biological process (GO): central nervous system development; commissural neuron axon guidance; positive regulation of smoothened signaling pathway
Cellular component (GO): cilium; dendrite; plasma membrane
Molecular function (GO): patched binding; transmembrane signaling receptor activity
Source: RefSeq, a predicted model, not a curated record